AUGUCGUCACAGGUCCCAUCAUCUCUGGAAAAAUCUGCUAUUUAUCAGAGAGUGAAUAAGAGUGAAAAAGGAUGCCACAGUCAGGAUAAAGAAAAGGACUGCCGCCCAACCGCAAAACAGAGUGGCCCAGGGACCCCUGCUCCCCGUUCUCCCCGCCAUCCACCUCCACCCUCACCCUUACUACCCCUCACCAGCUCAGCCACGGGUCCUGGCGCCAGGCACGCACGGCUGCGCGUUAGUCCAAGCCAGGGUCAGGAGCCUGCUGCGGCAAACAACACUGCUGAAAGAAAGCCGGCAGUCCAGGGAAGCGCUGCAAAGAACACUGCCAUAUACACGGCCCUAGCGCCCUCCCAGUCCCUCAAUGAGAUGGACCUGGGCGCGCAGCGGGAGCGCUGGGAGACGUUCAGGAAGCGGCGGGGCCUCAGCUGCGAGGGCGCCGCCAAGUUCCUGCUGGACACCUUCGAGUACCCAGGCCUGGUGUAUCACACCGGAGGCUGCCACUGCGGCGCGGUCCGCUUCGCCGUCUGGGCCCCCGCAGACCUGCGCGUGGUGGAUUGCAGCUGCAGGCUGUGCAGGAAGAAGCAGCACCGACACUUCCUGGUCCCGGCCUCGCGCUUCACUCUCCUGCUGGGCGCCGAGAGCAUCGUCACCUAUCGAUCCCACGCGCACCCGGCGCUGCACAGCUUCUGCAGCAGGUGCGGGGUGCAGAGUUUCCACGCCUCUGUCUCUGACCCCGGCGUGUAUGGCGUCGCCCCGCACUGCCUGGACAAGGGAACAUUUUCCUAG
This is a messenger RNA of Neomonachus schauinslandi (Hawaiian monk seal), 786 nucleotides long. RefSeq names its product centromere protein V-like protein 3. Bases 1 to 786 code for a protein of 261 amino acids. The transcript has 2 exons. NCBI's taxonomy places the organism in Eukaryota, Metazoa, Chordata, Mammalia, Carnivora, Phocidae. Gene Ontology annotation, molecular function: carbon-sulfur lyase activity. The record is from RefSeq and is a predicted model, not a curated record.